Molecule: messenger RNA, 2508 nt
Organism: Rasamsonia emersonii CBS 393.64
Lineage: Eukaryota; Fungi; Ascomycota; Eurotiomycetes; Eurotiales; Trichocomaceae
Product: Histone-lysine N-methyltransferase (Ash1)
Exons: 4
Coding region: 1-2508 (835 amino acids)
Biological process (GO): regulation of DNA-templated transcription
Cellular component (GO): nucleus; chromatin
Molecular function (GO): protein binding; histone H3K36 methyltransferase activity
Source: RefSeq, a predicted model, not a curated record
AUGGCCCGUCGAACCCGUUCCUCAAUGGCGUCGCCCGCAACCACGCCCGCCCUGACGGACUCCGAACCCCAACCCUCCGACGCUGCUGACGAAACAAUCGGCGUCGACUUUUCAGGUCCAUUGCUCACGCCCGAGAACAGCCGUUCAGAGACUUCCAGUACCAAUGAGCCUGCGUCUGGCGAAGAGAAACCGGUGGUGCGACGGAGAUCGACGCGCGUGACGCGUGCAUCACUGCGCGGUUUGGAGAAACUUCACGAGGCCGAAGAGGACAACCAGACCAAUGCAUCGGAAUCUUCUGUCGAGGCGAAAGAUCGUACUGUGUCCGGAGAGACGCUUGUCAAUGGCAUUGCGGAGGAUAAUGGCUCGCGCCCCUCCUCUCCCCGGCAUAGUACUGAUGUUAUGGAGAGCUCGGGCAGUCAGCCAACGCUCUUGCAAGAGGACACGGAGAACAGUGAGCCUGCAAGAUGUGACACGCCUGCUUCCAAGGAGUCACAGGUUUCCACGGACCAGUCGUCAAGGCGUCGUUCGUUGCGGGAGCGGCCGGAGAAGGAGCCGACAAAGACGGGGAAAGAAGACAAAGACGAGAAGGAGCAGAAGACAGCAGUUCUGAAAGAUAAAGCUGGAAGUGCACAGCCCCUACGACGCUCUUCCCGUCUGAGUCUGCUUUCAAAGGCUUCAUGCGUUGUCGACAAAGCUACCGGUGUUCUUGGCAAACGAUCUAGAGAUGUGAUGGAGAAGAGCAAAGAAGUAUUGAAUCGUAGAGCCAGCCUACGUCCCCGGCAUUCUCUUCCUGCGAAGCAGGAAUCCUCUGUGUCAGCCGGUCCAGCACCCAAGAAACGUCGGGUCUCUGAAAGCGACCUGCCCUCGAAGAACGCGACAAAAGAAUCGCCUACAAAGGAGGAAGAGCAGCAGAAAACCGCUCCUGUUGCUCCUCGAUACAAGCCUAAGAUGUGGCUGACGCAUGGUUUGUAUACGGGACAAGAUCGCUACAUGGACCCCCGUCUCAAUGAGGCGAAGAAUAAGCUCAAGAGCGCCAAAAGAAAUGCCCCUGUCGAACCUCAACGAAAGAUACUUCCCAUGCCCAUGUUUGCUGGUGAGAGACUUCUGAAGAAUGGCCGGGACUUCAAGUUGCCCUAUGACAUUUUCUCGCCGCUUCCUCCUGGCCAGCCCAAGCCGAAUGAAUGGAAAAAGGUUAACAAAAAUGUGUUUGUGGGUGAUGCUGCAACUUUCUGGAGGGAAAACAAGCCCGUAGAGCUGUCGACGUGCACGUGUACCGAAGAGACUGGUUGCGAUGAGAAUUGCCAGAAUCGGUACAUGUUCUAUGAAUGUGAUGACACCAACUGUCGCCUUGGCCCCAACUGUGGGAAUCGCAGUUUCGAAGAACUGAAGCAGCGCAUCAAGGCAGGAGGCAAAUACAACAUUGGUGUAGAGGUCAUUAAAACCCCAGAUCGCGGAUAUGGGGUUCGUAGCAAUCGCACAUUUGAGCCGAACCAGAUCAUUGUGGAGUAUACCGGCGAGAUCAUUACUCAACAAGAGUGCGAACGUCGAAUGAGAACAGUUUACAAGAACAAUGAGUGCUAUUAUUUAAUGUAUUUUGACCAGAACAUGAUCAUUGACGCUACCCGUGGCUCCAUUGCACGCUUUGUCAAUCACUCCUGUGAGCCAAACUGCAGGAUGGAGAAGUGGACUGUCCAAGGCAAGCCACGCAUGGCCCUCUUUGCCGGUGAGAGAGGCAUCAUGACCGGAGAGGAGCUAACAUAUGAUUAUAACUUUGAUCCGUUCUCGCGGAAGAAUGUGCAGGAAUGCCGCUGUGGUGCUCCCACCUGUCGUGGUGUCCUAGGACCACGACCAAAAGAGCAGCGCUCGAAGGAGGCGAAAUCAGAUGACAAGAAAAAUUCAAAGGCCCAGAAAAAGAAAGGAUCCAAGUCUAGCUCGGCAGGCACGAAACGCAAGAGCGAGAGUGUGCUUGAGGAGUCGACGUCCCGUGUGAACAAGAAACGGAAGUUAUUGACGGCCAAGUCUGUCAAAACCGGCAUUAAAAAAGCAGUCACGAAAGCUCGCGUGACCAUAUCCAAGAAGAAGGGUGUAACCGUUAAGACCAAAAAGAAGGCCGGGACCACGUCGACAGCAAAGGCAACGAAAACGACGAAAACAACGAAGGCUGGAGGGAAGACCAUCAGCAAAUUUAAAACCAAGACAGCUGCCAAGGUAUCGAAAGCAAAGCCCAAGGCAAAGUCGACAAAGGCCACGAGCAGUUUGUCCACUGCAGGAAAAGCGAGCGCCAAAAACAGCCGUUUAUCAGCGACGGAGAAGGUCAAAACCAAGCUCAAGGCAACUGCAAGGCGAUCAACGAGUUUCAAAAAGGCGCAGAAACCUGUGACAGCAAAAAGCCCAGUCAGUAAGGCCAAGGCGAACGGCACCGUUAAGAGUCCGGGUCGAGGAGGUAGUGUAAAGGGCACUCCGAAAGCAGCUGUCAGCACUCCGAAAGGUGCACAAAGUGGGCAGUAG